GCCACUAAAGUGAAUAACUUUUUUUCUCACGACAAAUUCACUCUGAGCGAUUUCUUCUUUUGUAAUUUAAUAACGUUGGCCUUCGCGACCCUACCUCUGUAUCUCUUCAACGUCGAUCAUUGAUUAUCGAUCCUUGGAAUUGAAAGAUCGGGUAUGAGGAUCAAGCGAGUGAUAAAUCCUACAUUACAUCCCCGCAAUGACUUCGAUUGAUCCAUCGAGAAGGGCAUCAGCAUCAUUGUCACGCUCUAACGCUUCUAGUGUGACUCUACACCGUAAGUCAACGAAUGGGGGAAAUUUUUUUCCUAACCUUCGCUAUCACAACACACAACGCAUUGUAUGUCCAUUCUCUCAAGAUUCUUCUAUUGAUGGGGUAUAUAAGAGAUCCUAGGGAUAGGACAGAAUCAGAUACUUCUGUGUUUACAACAGCAACUAUAACAAAAUGUUCAAGCUGGUGGUUUUCUUAGCCCUGGUGGCCUACGCUUCUGCAGGAUCAGGACUUGUAGCUCCAUACGGUUACGGUCACGGAUACUCUUAUCACAACUAUCCCAGUGUAUACCAUGCUCCAACAGUGAGCUACUCACCAACUGUGUAUCAUACUCCUCUUGCUACCAGCUACGCAAACACUCAUAAGAUCGCCUACUCUGCCCCUGUAGUGACUAAAGUACUUGCGGCACCAACAGUCACUAAAAUUCAUUACGCUACUCCAGUUGCCGCUUACGUUGCACCUCAUUACUCUGGAUUGAGCUACGGUCAUGGAUACGGUUCCUAUGGUUUAGGACACGGAUAUGGAAGUGGAUACGCUAAUUACGGCCAUGGUUAUGGUUUGGGACACGGAUACGGUGUGGGACAUGGUUAUGGAUACGGACACGGAUACUGGCACUAAAUUCCAGAAAUUGAACUAAAUUAAAUGAAAGAUGUAAACUUAAGUACCCAAGGACGGAUGUAAAUAAUCGUUGUUUUUAUAUGAAUUAUAUUUUUUGGAUAAUAAAUAUUUUUGCAAUUCUCUAA
Molecule: messenger RNA, 1008 nt
Organism: Cotesia glomerata
Lineage: Eukaryota; Metazoa; Arthropoda; Insecta; Hymenoptera; Braconidae
Product: cuticle protein 65-like
Exons: 3
Coding region: 440-883 (147 amino acids)
Source: RefSeq, a predicted model, not a curated record